This is a messenger RNA of Trichoderma citrinoviride, 699 nucleotides long. RefSeq lists its product as hypothetical. The transcript has 2 exons. NCBI's taxonomy places the organism in Eukaryota, Fungi, Ascomycota, Sordariomycetes, Hypocreales, Hypocreaceae. The record is from RefSeq and is a predicted model, not a curated record. Bases 1 to 699 code for a protein of 232 amino acids.
AUGCUCCUCCUCCGCGUUCUCGCCUCCCUCCUCUUCCACCUCCCCAUCGUCCUCUCCCUCCCGCAACAACAGCCCAACGGCUCUCCUCCUCCUCCUAUUCCCACUCACCAUCACCACCGCUACAACCGGAGUCUCGAGAUCGUCUCCCUCGUGCCUCCGCCGCCGCCGCCACCAACAACCACCACCAUCAUCGAACCAAUUCCCUUUCCGCUCCCACCGACGACGUCGUUUCCUCUGCCAAUCACCACGUCCGAUCCGUGGCGGGACAUGUGUAAGCCUGGACAGGAGUGUGAUUGCACGCGCAUCAAGGACAAGAAUGGCGAAGAAUACUUCCAAUGCGUCACAAACCCCCGCUGCGACCACUGCUGGAUCAACCUCACCACAACAAGCACCUCUCCCUCCUUCUCCUUCACGACCUUCUCACCAACGCCCAUAGUGACACUCGCCACGCCCCACGCAACGAAAAACCUCCUCAGCAGCAGCAGCAACACGGAUUACCGCACGCUUCUCCCGGGGACGUACACCAGCUCCUCCUCUUCCGCGCACGGCACCACCGCACACGUCGUGCAGCAGUCCGCUUCGAUCCACUUUGUGACGCUGACGGUGACGAGGGAGAGGGAGGUUACGCCUUUGUGUGAGGCGGCGUCGUCUUCGUCGUUGGGGAGUGGGAAGAAGAGGGGGGGAGGGGAGGCCGAGUAG